CUUGACAUUCUCCCCACUCACAUUACAAGUUGACAGCUACCACACAACGAGGCACAGUGGCUCCUGAGGACCAGAGGAAUAGCUGCCAUGGGCGACCCACUGGAGGUCAGUGACAUUUACCAGGAGGUCAAAUGGGUGUUUAGAGACAGUGUGCUGUCCAAGGCAGAUGUGAUCCAGGCUACUAGAGAUGCUGUGUGUAUCUUCAAAGAGCUGCAGUGUCUCACGCCCAGGGGCAGAUUCAGUCUAGAUCCACCCAUUAAACAGGGGCAGACACGUUACCACUUUCUCAUCCUGCUCUUCUCCAAGGAGGAGGACCUCAGCCUUUCCCUCAACAUGACAGAGUGUGAGAGAGAGCGAAUGAGAGAGAGAGAGACUGUGAGGGGAGGCAAUAGAAAUAUACGGGGAGAAGCGUUAUGGGGGGAAGCUUAGUAAGAACAUGUCAGGUUCCCUCUAUGAGAUGGUCAGUAGGGUGAUGAAGGCUCUGGUCAACAGGAAGAUCACCGUGCCAGGAAACUUCCUGGGUCCCAGUGUAUAACGUGUUCCUACAAAGCGUGGUCAGGCCUGCUCUAUCCUCUGUAGAGGGGUUUCGUCUACAUACACAAGCCCCCCCGUGCACCUGCGCUUCCCAGGAGGCCUACGUUGGACGACAAAGUGAACGUCUACUUCCUCUACUCCUUCUUCAUCCAUC
This is a messenger RNA of Oncorhynchus masou masou (cherry salmon), 688 nucleotides long. Its product is annotated as FACT complex subunit SSRP1-like. The coding region runs from base 88 to 429 and encodes 113 amino acids. The transcript is spliced from 7 exons. Gene Ontology annotation, biological process: regulation of chromatin organization. Gene Ontology annotation, cellular component: FACT complex. Gene Ontology annotation, molecular function: histone binding; nucleosome binding. The record is from RefSeq and is a predicted model, not a curated record. NCBI's taxonomy places the organism in Eukaryota, Metazoa, Chordata, Actinopteri, Salmoniformes, Salmonidae.